AUGGUGGCAUCAUCGUCGAAGAGGACGCUGGAUCCAAAGGAGGACUUUUUGCCCACUGACAAAACGCCGUUGAAUUCGAACAACACCAUAAUAUCCGAAUUAGCAUCACGAGAUAAAUCAAGCUCUAGUAACACGACUUUAAAACUAAUUGCGUUGAACCUCAAAUCGAUACCAGACGAUGAAGUGAGUUAUAUCCAGAACGUUGAGAGACUAUCUUUAAGAAAAAAUCAAUUGACGUCUUUACCUCAUAGCUUCAAAACACUAUCCAAGCUUCAGUAUUUGGAUUUGCAUAGUAACAAAUUCAAAGAUAUCCCAUCCGUUUUGUCACACUGUCCUCAACUAGAAAUCCUAGAUAUGUCGUCCAAUGAAAUUGAAUCGUUGCCGGACGAUAUAUCGCCGUUCUGGAAGGACAAUAUGCGAGUAUUGUCGUUGAAAGACAACAACGUAUCAAGCAUCUAUAGCUUGAAAUCGAUCACCAAAUUGAACAAGCUGAGCGUUUUGGAUUUAGAAGAUAACAAAUUACCCAAAGAAGAGCUUGACCAAGUACAAAAUUACACUCCAUUUCAUGCAGGCAUCACCAAAGAAGAGUAUUGGGCAAUUGCCAUAUCGCGAUAUUUGAAAGACCAUCCUAUCCAACCUACCCCAGAACCGAAAAUAUCUAGAGCAGCCAAAAGAAUGGGGUUCAUAAACACAAACUUGUCCAAUGGAACAAUGAGUGAUAACAGCAUAAUCUCGCCUGCGCCGAACGUAAACUCGAGUCUGGUUGCACCAAUAACAGCGUCUUCCUCAAACGCAACUUCCGUUGUAUCUUUUAAUGGAGGUACAACAACAAAUACUGAAUCGGAUGCUGGUGGUGCAGUUAAUGGAACAGAGCUAUACAAUCAUUCUAAGUAUAAUGAUUACUUCAAAAGACUAUCAAUCUUACCAGAAGAGUCAUUGAGUAAUGAGCACCAAAAGAUAUCGCAUGCAGAACUGGUUUUAUCUUGUAGAAAACUGUUAUUCAGUUUCACAGAGUGCCAGCAAGCCAUUAGAAAAAUCGCAUCAUUCUGUAAAGAAAAGGCAGUGGCAGUGAACGUUGUGUCAUUAUUAUAUUCUGUUCGAUCACACACUGAUAAUCUUGUAGAGGUUUUGCAGCAAACAGAGAACGAAGAUAAGUCACAUGACCAAGCAUUAAUCAAGCUAUGUCUUACGAUCAUUACAAGCUUUAAACAGAUUAUAACAUUACUGAGGAAGAAUUUUGAAAUCUUUUUCAAAGAAGAUGAUCUCUGUUUUAUCCGAAUGUUUUAUAUGACGUUAAUGUGUUCAUAUACGGAAAUGUACAACGCAUGGACAUUUAUCAAAGAAGAUGAUCAAAUAACCAGCGCUACAAGUAAGCCUUCCAAGAAACACUCCUUUUCAAGACAUGAUACAUCGUCUAAUAUCACAAACGGUGGAGGCACCGUAAUAAAUACAGCCAGUACAACGAGCAAUGGAAAUGGUAAACUGCUACCGAAAACAAGAAGUACGAGAGCCCCAUCAACAUCUGCAUUGAUUUCGAACGCUAACAAUGUGGCGGGAGAUACGCCCAUUCUAAACGCCUCAGCAGUUCCAUUGUUAUCGCCAGGUAUAAACGGUGGACAUGGUCAUGGUCCGAUUGUAGGCCAUCAGAAUGCAAUAAGCAGUAGCAAUUCUCAAACGAGUAUGAACGAAGGAAAACCUUCUAUUCCUAACGACAGCAUAUCAAGACAACAAUUUCUUCAACACAAAAAAUCCACUAGUGACCCUAAGAAAGAUCUGAUUACGCACGAACCUAAACCGCAUCCAGUAAUGAACUCCUCCAUCAUCAACGCAUCAAAUAACACCAACUCGAUGGUCUCCAAUUCCAAUCUAACACCUCCGCCAAUGAACGCUGCCGGCAACAGUAGCACUAGUGUAGUGGAAACAAAUAUUGACAUCCAACUAUACCAGACACUUUCAACAGUGGUUAAAAUGGUUAGUGUUGUAUAUAACCAAUUAACAUCCGAGAUUUCUAAGAUAGCCAUUGCUAGUACCAUGGGAAAGCAAAUUGUGACGGACUCGUUGGCACCUAAAAUUCGUGAUCUUACAGAAACAUGUCGUCAAGCAAUGGAUUUAUCUAAGCAGUUAAAUGAAAGAUUAAACAUACUGAUACCAAAUGAUUCGAAUUCAGAAAAGCAUUUGACCCCUCUAGAGAAACUAAAGACGUGGGAGGUAAUGAACUCAUUCUUAAAAGUAAUAAUAUCGAUUUUGGCUAACACCAAAGUCGUGAUGAGCGACGUCCCUAAUUUGAAUGAACUUAGACCUAACUUGGCCAAUUUGGCAAAGAUUACUAAAGAUGUUACAGUAAUAUUAGAUUUAAGUUCAUAUAAAGCCGUAUCUGUAAGUGCUAAUUCUCCAGAGUAA
This is a messenger RNA of Saccharomyces eubayanus, 2400 nucleotides long. It is a transcript of the gene SOG2, whose product is annotated as Sog2p. Lineage: Eukaryota; Fungi; Ascomycota; Saccharomycetes; Saccharomycetales; Saccharomycetaceae. Bases 1 to 2400 code for a protein of 799 amino acids. The transcript has a single exon. The record is from RefSeq and is a predicted model, not a curated record. Gene Ontology annotation, molecular function: protein binding.